UCAUAGUACUACGAUGACAAGAGGAGCGUUAAAAGUGGCCAUUUUAUUGGUCGGAUUGGGCCUGGUUUUGGCCGGGUCUCGGCCUAUUUCCGAUUGCGGUGAACGCAUUGAGGACGAUGGCUACCCGAUGGAACGCCACGAGGUGGUCACCAGUGACAACUACAUUCUGACCAUGCACCGCAUCCCGUACUCCCCCAAAACGGGUGACUCUCCCAACCGCCCAGUGGCCUUCCUCAUGCACGGCAUGCUGAGCUCCUCCUCCGACUGGGUGCUCAUGGGUCCUGAGCGAUCCCUCGCCUAUAUGCUGGCCGAUGCCGGCUACGAUGUGUGGAUGGGCAAUGCCCGAGGCAACACCUACUCCAAGGCGCACAAGUACUGGCCCACUUACUGGCAGAUCUUCUGGAACUUCAGCUGGAACGAGAUCGGCAUGUACGACGUUCCGGAGAUGAUUGAUUACGUUUUGGCAAGGACUGGACAGCAGCAGGUGCAAUAUGUGGGCCACUCCCAAGGCACCACUGUCUAUCUGGUGAUGGUGUCGGAGAGACCCGAGUACAAUGACAAGAUCAAGUCCGCCCACCUUCUGGGACCAGCCGCCUAUAUGGGCAACAUGAAGAGCCCUUUGACCCGCGCCUUUGCCCCCAUUCUGGGCCAGCCCAAUGCCAUCGUGGAGGUCUGCGGAUCCAUGGAGUUCAUGCCCAGCAACAAGUUCAAGCAGGACUUGGGCAUCGAGAUGUGCCAGGCCACUUCUCCCUAUGCCGACAUGUGCGCCAACGAGAUCUUCCUGAUUGGUGGCUACGAUACCGACCAGCUGGACUAUGACCUACUUGAGCACAUCAAGGCUACCUCUCCGGCUGGCGCAUCCGUGAACCAAAAUCUGCACUUCUGCCAGGAAUACAACUCCGGAAAGUUCCGUAAAUUCGACUACACUGCCCUCCGCAAUCCCUAUGAGUACGGCAGCUACUUCCCUCCGGACUACAAGCUAAAGAAUGCCAAGGCUCCGGUUCUAUUGUAUUACGGAGCCAAUGACUGGAUGUGCGAUGUGAGCGAUGUUCGCAAGCUGAGAGACGAACUGCCCAACAUGGCACUGGAUUACUUGGUGCCGUUCGAGAAGUGGGCCCAUCUGGAUUUCAUUUGGGGCACUGAGGCCAGGAAAUACGUGUACGACGAGGUCUUGAAGCAGAUGCAAACAUACGAAUAG
Messenger RNA from Drosophila santomea, 1198 nucleotides. RefSeq names its product lipase 3. The transcript has 3 exons. Gene Ontology annotation, biological process: lipid metabolic process. Gene Ontology annotation, molecular function: hydrolase activity, acting on ester bonds. The record is from RefSeq and is a predicted model, not a curated record. NCBI's taxonomy places the organism in Eukaryota, Metazoa, Arthropoda, Insecta, Diptera, Drosophilidae. Bases 14 to 1198 code for a protein of 394 amino acids.